UUGAAGCUUCUGCUAUUGUAAGAUCCCGAAGUUUAAAUUCUUCUCUGAAUGUUAUUUUAAUUAGAUUUUAUCCUAAGAAUACUAUUCAAGAAUUAAGCUUGCCUGAAUUUGAAGAUAAAGAUGUAGUACUUACUACCGGAAAUUUUUGCAUCGUCGAAAAUCCACCAGAGUCAAAGCAAACAUCUGAUGCAAAAAAACCACACCCACCUCCAAACCGUAUUUUAGAACCACUUCUCGCCCAAGAGUGUCUGACUUAG
This is a messenger RNA of Dentiscutata erythropus, 257 nucleotides long. The record is from the annotation of a GenBank genome assembly. NCBI's taxonomy places the organism in Eukaryota, Fungi, Glomeromycota, Glomeromycetes, Diversisporales, Gigasporaceae.